UCGGCCAGGUAUAAUAGAACAAAAUCAGAAGAGAUGGACCAGGCCAAUCAUUAAUAACUUAAUUGCUAGUAUACCAAAACAAACAUUGCGUUUAAAUGCAAUCGAUAUUGAUCCUGUAGCAAAUCCCCAUUUAGACUUAUGUAUAUGCCAGUUAUGCAACAACAUUAUGUAUAAGCCACUAAUAUUAAAAGAGUGUCAGCAUUCUUUUUGCUCAGAGUGUUUAUUCAGAGAGAUUGAAGGAAAGCUGGAAACAGAAGCAAAAUGCUUUAUUUGUAAUCAACACAUUCCAUUAUAUACAAUUUUAAAUUCUGUUAAUGUAACACUAUUGAUAGAGCACAUUCUUUUAGGUUGCAAUAAGAAAUGUAAAUUAAAAUUUGCAGUUAAAGACAAUGACCUUAAAAAAUUACACGAAGAAAUUUGUAUUGGUGAACAGCUAUUACCAACUAUGAUUUGCAAAAAAAUUCAUGAUGGACUUGAUACAACUCUAGCUGAUGUAUUUUUAUUAAAAGAAAAUGAUGCUAUACCACGGAUUGUAGAAGAUGCUGCGUUACAUGUUAUAAAGCAAAAGCUAGUUACCUCUGAAUCAAAUUUGUUUGCAUUUCCUUCCAGAGGACCAAGGCCUUUACAUUUUACUUCCAACUCAAUAGCAUAUAAAGAGUGCUCAGAUGUUAGUAAAAGGACAAUUAAGAAAAGACAAAAAGCCGUUAUAAAUUCUUUAAAUGUGAUCUCUGGUAUGUCCAGCACAUCACAACUUCAGCAAACUUCUGCUAUUUUGAAUUCAUUUGAAGUAAAAGAUCAAGUAAAAAUAUUGAAGAUGUCAGACAUACCUUUAUCAGUUAUAAGUGCUGAAGAAAUGAUUAGUAUGAAAGCUCAUAUGGGAAUAACAUAUUCAAACAUUAAGAUACUUGCAAGAUGGCUCAAAACCAAAGAUAUAGAAUGUGCAUCAAAUAAAAAGCAACGGAAAGUAGCUAAAUCCUGGUCUGGAGAGGAUUGGGUAGUUUGUAAUGCUCCUUUUAACUUUCUUUUAAAAGACUCCAGUGAUUCAUUUGAAGUAAAAAAUGCUCCUUGGGGAUACAUUAAAGAUCUUCCAUUACAUAUAAUAAACAAACUCAACCUUCUGAAAAGGUUGACAUGCUUGCUUGUUUUGUCAUAUAACUCGUGCAGGUAUGAAAAAGUCAGAUAUUCAACAAAAACACAGUCCUUGUUCCAAUCGCACGCUGGAAACACAGAUCUCCAAAAAUUCAUUCAAAAAGGUCGAAUACCAAAGUUAGCAAAGUAUUGUAACAAUGUCAUUGAUUCUCCACUUUUCAAUAUUCCUUUAACACAAGUUGGCAUUCCAUUGUUGCAUAUCUCAUUGGGGAUUUAUCUUAAAUUUUUUAAUAUGCUGGAAGAUGGCUGUCAUCUCAUAGAUAUAAAAAUUGCAGCUAAAAUGUGUUUAAAAAAUCAGACUAAACAACAAGAGUUUUGAUGAAUAUAUUGUAAUUCAGUUAAGAAUAUAUGAACAAGAAAAAGCUAUUGCUGAAUAUUGUGAAAAAAUAACACUUAUUCAUGAAGCAAUGUCAAUACAAGUUCUACGUUCUCCUGAAAAUAAAGAAUAUCUAUAUGAAAUCUUUCAGCCCAGAGUAGUUCAUUUUAUGAAGAAGAAAAAUGCUAAGAUUAUUGAAUUAGAAGAGUUAAAAACUAAAACAUUUGAAAAAUCGCAUGGACCACUUGUGAAAAAACUUGAUGAAGUUCUAUGUGGGCUUAAUGUUCAAAGACAAGCUUACCACGGAAAAUGUUUUAUUGGGAAUCACGUUCAUAAAAUGUUAAAGUUAAACAGUGUCCUAGAUCUUUGCAAUUCGAUACCUAAGACAGUAAGCGAUCUUGGAUUUAUUGAUACAGAUGUUUUUAUAGAGGCAAAAGUCUUGAGUGAGAAAUUUGUUGAGUUGUUCUUUAAAUACGCAACAUGUUACAACUUAAUGAAUUCAAGUGAAAUAAUUAAUAAUAAUCCAUUAUUAGAGUUAGAAGGAGCCAUUGGAGAAUUAAUGAGUUACUUUCGUAAAACUUGGCCGAAUGAGUCCAUUACGCCAAAAAUGCAUUUAUUAGAAAGUCAUUGUGCUGUUUUUAUUAGAAAUUGGGGUUUGGGUCUCGAUAUUUAUGGAGAGCAAGGUUUAGAAAGCAUGCAUGCUGAAUUCAAUAGUAUGAACAGCACCUUUUGCCAUAUGAAAGGGAAGCAAAGACUAGAAAGUAUUCUGUCUAAUCACUACAUCAAAAACUCCCUAGAAGCAUUGGAAAUUAGACCUACUAUUCAAGAAAGAAAAUCUUAUAAAAGAAAAGCCUCGUGAUAUUUAUUAAAUAAUUGUAUAUAUGAUUGCAAUUGCAUAACGACUUAAUUUUAAUGUUUAUUGUAAGAAAAAAUAUAUAUACUCUUCUUCCGAAUAUAAUAAAUAUUUAAUAAAAUAAAUAGUUAAUCUUUUGGUUACUAGACAAAAACGAAUAUUUUAUUUCAUUAGAUUAGAUAGAUGUGUUAUUCCUUACGUUUUCUUUGACAUCUUGGAAAGUAACCAUAGUUACUUACAGAAGUUUUAGGCGGAAAACGUA
Hydra vulgaris (swiftwater hydra) is the source of this 2580-nucleotide messenger RNA. RefSeq lists its product as uncharacterized. Lineage: Eukaryota; Metazoa; Cnidaria; Hydrozoa; Anthoathecata; Hydridae. The record is from RefSeq and is a predicted model, not a curated record.